Ricinus communis (castor bean) is the source of this 1241-nucleotide messenger RNA. RefSeq names its product inositol-phosphate phosphatase. Bases 181 to 993 code for a protein of 270 amino acids. Gene Ontology annotation, biological process: signal transduction; inositol metabolic process; phosphatidylinositol phosphate biosynthetic process. Lineage: Eukaryota; Viridiplantae; Streptophyta; Magnoliopsida; Malpighiales; Euphorbiaceae. The record is from RefSeq and is a predicted model, not a curated record. Gene Ontology annotation, molecular function: inositol monophosphate 1-phosphatase activity. The transcript has 12 exons.
ACAAACACAAACACAAGCACAAACGCAAACGCAAGAGAAACAAACAGUCCAACUCCAAUUUGUUGCUGCGAGCGUUGCAACGUUAACAAACAGAAAGGGACAGCCUUUCGUACAUCAUCUUCCCCUGCAAAUCCAUUCAUUCAUUUUCUUUCUCUCCCUCUCUUCCGCACUCUAUUUAAUAUGGCACAAACUGAUUCACUCUCUGAAUACCUGGACACUGCUGUUGAUGCAGCCAAGAAAGCUGGCGAGGUUAUCCGGGAGGGAUUUUACCAGACCAAGCAUGUUGAGCAUAAGGGACAGGUGGAUUUAGUGACAGAAACUGACAAGACUUGUGAAGAUCUCAUAUUUAAUCAUCUCAGGCAGCAUUUCCCCACACACAAGUUCAUUGGGGAAGAGACUACUGCUGCCUAUGGUACUACAGAACUGACUGACGAACCCACAUGGAUAGUUGAUCCUCUUGAUGGAACAACCAACUUUGUACAUGGGUUCCCCUUCGUAUGCAUUUCUAUUGGCCUUGCAAUUGGUAAAGUUCCAACUGUAGGUGUUGUUUACAACCCAAUAUUGGAUGAGCUUUUCACGGGCAUCCAUGGGAAAGGUGCAUUUUUUAACGGCAAGCCCAUAAAAGUGUCAUCUAAAUCGGAGCUUGUGAACUCUCUUCUUGCAACCGAGGCAGGAACAAAGCGUGAUAAGGCUACUGUGGAUGCCACUACAAACAGAAUCAAUAGCUUGCUUUUCAAGGUGCGAUCCCUCAGGAUGAGUGGCUCCUGUGCAUUGAAUCUUUGUGGAGUUGCAUGUGGAAGGCUUGAUUUAUUUUAUGAAACUGGAUUUGGGGGUCCAUGGGAUGUAGCAGCUGGCGUGGUGAUUGUUAAAGAAGCUGGAGGACUUAUUUUUGAUCCAUCUGGUAAAGAAUUUGACAUCACCUCUCAGAGAGUCGCAGCUUCAAACCCUCUCCUAAAGGAUGCAUUUGUCGAGGUUCUGCAGCAAUCAGAAUGAGAAAGCAACCAUUAUUUUUGAAUUCAGUUCUUGUUCUUACAAGCAACUUCUAGCAGAACCCUCAUUGGUUUCAUCAUUACAGUUCAAGGAAGUGCAGGUAGCUGAAAGAGCUAAUACAUGUAACCAUUCGUCCAACUUGCUUGUGACUUUUAAGCAAUGCCAAAUUAUUUGUAGAAUAAACCCUGUACCAAAUAAUUGCAUUGAACCCCAAGUCUAUGAAAUUUCCCCAUAUACCAUUGUCUGGAAAA